Molecule: messenger RNA, 1167 nt
Organism: Ricinus communis (castor bean)
Lineage: Eukaryota; Viridiplantae; Streptophyta; Magnoliopsida; Malpighiales; Euphorbiaceae
Exons: 3
Coding region: 85-915 (276 amino acids)
Source: RefSeq, a predicted model, not a curated record
CAAAUUCUGUUGAGCCCCAGAAAGUGGCGGAGCAAAGAAAGAAAGAAAUGUGGGGUUGUUAUCUGCGAUGGGUUAUGCGAAAUAAUGCGCGCCUUUACAGUGUCAGUUAACUGCUAUUCUUCUUAUCCUUGUUUUCUGCUUCAGCCUUCUUCCACUUGUUUCAUCAAUCCCUCACUUUUCCCUUGUAAAUUAAUUAACCUCAGCUCUCAUACUUCUCUACAAUACCUUCUUUCUCACUCCAGGCCCAGUCCUCACUGUUCCAAUUCUGAUUCCAUUUCAUUUGAUGAUGAUGAUUUCGAAGACGAUGAUGGUUACUCUUUUGUAGGCGAGGAGUCUGACUCUUUAGGCGAAAAUGGUGUGCUAAUUCAGAUAAACAAGGCUGGAAGGAAUUCUAGGAAAAUUCGGUCCAAAAUUGCUAUAAACGCCAGCCUCGAUACUAUUUGGAAUAUAUUGACUGAUUAUGAGAAAUUGGCUGAUUUUAUCCCUGGCCUUGCUGUUAGCAAAUUAAUUGACAAGAAAGAUAAUUACGCUCGACUUUACCAGAUUGGGCAGCAAAAUUUGCCCUUGGGGCUGAAAUUUAAUGCUAAGGCGAUUUUGGAUUGUUUUGAGAAAGAACUUGAGACUUUUGUCUCUGGGAAAAAGCGUGAUAUUGAAUUUAAGAUGACUGAAGGUGACUUCCAGUUUUUUGAAGGAAAAUGGUCUAUUGAACAGGUUAUUAAACCAAGAUCUGAAGAAAGUGAUAUCUCACUUGGUCAACAAUUUGAAACAACUCUUUCAUAUUUUGUUGAUGUAAAACCUAAGCUCUGGCUGCCUGUUCACCUAGUUGAAGGUAGACUCUGCAAAGAGAUUCAAACAAACCUCUUGUGUAUCCGAGAAGAAGCACAAAAGAUGAUUCCUGAUACCGAGGAGGCUUAACAGAGACUUGGCCAAAUAAUUCAAUCAUACGGCUUGCUUUAGAUUUAUUUCGUCGUCCAUAUUGUCAUAUAACUCAUUAUAUGACAAAUAAUGCAUGUUUUUCAUCACUUCCCGUAGUAUCGGGCUCAAAUACCUAUUGUCGUUAGCAUAGAUAGAAGAAAGAAAAAUACGAGGAAAUGAUGCUGAUUCCCUCUUUAUGAUCCAUUGUUUGUCUAUUGAGCAGAAUUAUGAUGCAGAUGUUGUUUGGGUAAA